Molecule: messenger RNA, 2151 nt
Organism: Saccostrea cuccullata (small rock oyster)
Lineage: Eukaryota; Metazoa; Mollusca; Bivalvia; Ostreida; Ostreidae
Product: hemicentin-1-like
Exons: 11
Coding region: 111-2051 (646 amino acids)
Source: RefSeq, a predicted model, not a curated record
AAUGAAUUUCCGAUUAAAACAGAUUAAGGCCUAGUUUUUAUCAUUUGGUCUACCGCUUCACCGUGGAGAAUAAGACAAUACAGGGGAUUAUCAACUGGUACAAAACUGUAAUGAUAAAUUUAAAUGUCGUUAAAUUUGUUUAUAUCGGUGUUUGUUUUUUGAACUUUGUUGACACAGGAUUUCUGUUUGGUUCUUCUGAGAAAAACUGGGACGACGCCAAGUCUGAGUGUGAGGAGAGGGGGAAGCGACUCGUGUGUCUGAAGAAUGAAUCUCUGUACCAGGCAGCCAAAGAUUACUUAAGGAACCAAAGUCUUAACGAUGGAGUCUGGAUCGGCCUGCGUACAAGGUCCACCAGUUCCCCGUAUGUGUACCACUGGAUAGAUCACGAGGUCUCCACUUACUUUCUGUGGGCUGAUGAUGAACCAGAUGACGAGAGGACGGACAAAUGUAUCCGACUGUAUUCUAAUUCCUUACGGUUUGGCACAAUGGAAUGCAGCUCUAAAAAGCAUUUCUUAUGUGAAGAUUACGCCAUCGACGGUGAAUGGUCGAUCUGGUCAUCGUGGUCGUUUUGCAGCGCCACCUGUGGAAACCACACACAGACCCGUAUCCGGUCAUGUGAUUCUCCCCCUCCAUCAAAUGGUGGUGUGGAUUGCACGGGUGAAAGGGAACAAAAGAAAUUCUGUGAUAUACCGAGUUGUCCAGUAGAUGGUUUCUGGUCUUCUUGGAGUGAAUGGUCAGACUGUUUUAUGAUCAACUGCACUUUGAGUAAUCGAACACGUGUCAGAUCAUAUGACUCUCCAACCCCACAACAUGGCGGCAGAGACUGUGAAGGUGAUGCUAAUCAAGAAGAGAGCUGUGAACAUUUGAUGUGCUCAUCUGGAGAUAGUUAUGUCUGUACACAUUUUCCUGAUAACUUUAUGUCUUCAUCGGCACUGCAAGAAAAACUCCAGAACAUAUCCAAGGCUUUGACAGUCAACAAAACAAAUUUGUCAUCGCAGAUUCGCAAAAAAUCAUGCGCAGAGGACGCAAGACCAACAUCGAACCUUCAAGACGGAGUUUGGAUCGGUCUUCGAACACACUCCACCGGGUCCCCGUAUGUGUACCACUGGAUUGAUGGUGAGGUGUCCACUUACCUUCCUUGGCGAUAUGAAGAACCAGACCAUGAAGACACGGACAAAUGUGUCAGACUGUAUGAGGGAAACUUCAAGUUUGGUACUAAGGAGUGCAGUGAUCAUAAACAUUUUUUAUGUGAAGGUUAUGCUAUCGACGGUGAUUGGUCGAAAUGGUCCUGGUGGUCGUCCUGCAGCGCCACCUGUGGGAGCUUUACGCAGACCCGUAUCCGGUCAUGUGAUUCUCCCCCUCCAUCAAAUGGUGGUGCACAAUGCUCAGGUGAAGGGGAACAAACGAAAUUCUGUGAUUUACCGAGUUGUCCAGUUGAUGGCUUGUGGUCGGUCUGGUCCUCCUGGUCCUAUUGCAGCGCCACCUGCGGGAACUUUACGCAGACCCGUAUCCGGUCAUGUGAUUCUCCUGCUCCAGCAAAUGGUGGUUUGAAUUGCACGGGUGCAAGUGAGCAAACGAAACUCUGUGAUUUACCAAAUUGUCCAGUGGAUGGUUUCUGGUCUUCUUGGAGUGUUUGGUCAGACUGUGUUGUGGUCAACUGCACUUUGAGUAAUCGAACGCGUGUCAGAUUAUGUGACUCUCCAACCCCACAGCAUGGCGGCAGAGACUGUGAAGGUGAUGCUGAUCAGGAAGAGAGCUGUGAACAAUUGAUGUGCUCAUCUGGAGAUCGAUAUAUCUGCACGCAAUUCCCUGACAACUUUAUUUCUUCGCUUGCACUACAAGAAAAGAUCGAGGAAAUGUCAAGAACUUUGAAAAUAAACAAAACAAAUUUGUCGUCCCAGAUACGCAAAAAAUCAUGCGCAGAGGAUCCAAGAACAAUAUCGAGAUACCUGGGCUAUGGAGGGGCGGUAACCAUUGGGGUUUACUUUGGACUAUUGAUGAUAGUUGACUGCUCUUCCUUUUUCGGAUGGAUGUAUUCAAAAUAUAUCUAAUGAUUUUUGUUGCAAAUAUUCUACGUUUUUUUUCAUAUUUAAUACCUUUUACUGAUUAAAAAGAUUUGAAAUGGGGAAUCACAGAUUUAGGUUGAACCAC